Molecule: messenger RNA, 1140 nt
Organism: Centropristis striata (black sea bass)
Lineage: Eukaryota; Metazoa; Chordata; Actinopteri; Perciformes; Serranidae
Product: G-protein coupled receptor 4-like
Exons: 3
Coding region: 1-1140 (379 amino acids)
Biological process (GO): phospholipase C-activating G protein-coupled receptor signaling pathway; positive regulation of Rho protein signal transduction
Cellular component (GO): membrane
Molecular function (GO): G protein-coupled receptor activity
Source: RefSeq, a predicted model, not a curated record
AUGGACAACACACAGGACAACGGCCUCAACGACACAACCAGCAACUACUCUGGCGACAGCAACGAUAACGACUACGCAACCCCCACACCCAGCAACUACUCUGACUACAGCUACCAUUACGACUACACAACCCCCACACCCAGCAACUACUCCAGGAACGAGUACUGUUUUUCUCCUCUCCUUGGCUUGCACAGUUGUGAUGCAGAUGGAUUCAUCCAGGUUGUGUUGUCAUGGCUCGUCCUUUCUAUCGGCCUUCCUUUGACCCUCGGGGCCAUCUAUGGUCUCUAUUCUCAGGUGAGAAAUGGUGAAGUUGCUCCGAUCUACGUCAUCAACCUUCUCAUCUCUGACCUCAUUCAGUUCUGCUACAUGAUCGCUGAGGUGGCACAGUUCCAUUCUGACUACUGGGUGAUAUAUCAGCUCCUCAUCUUAAUUUACGUCUACAGUCUGAUGGUCAGUGUUGGCUUCAUGGUGUGCAUCGCUCUGGAAAGGUAUUUGGUCGUCGUCCACCCACUGUGGUACCACUUCAGACGAACCAUCAAGUCCUCUGUGCUGAUCUGUGUCCUGGUCUGGAUCAUUCCUGCUGUCAUCCUUUUUAUUCCAAUUAUCUCUUAUGAUUUGAGGGUCGCUGUGGUUGUUCCCACCAUCUUUUUCCUCCUUCCUCUCCCGCUGCUCAUAUUCUUCCUGAUUGCGACCCUCAAAGCCCUGUAUGCUUCCAUCUCGGUCCCAAAUGACGAAAAACGACGAAUUGCAGGAAUGUUGAUCCUGGUGCUGCUGAAUUACACGCUGCUGUUUCUGCCCAACAUCAUUAUGUUGGUGUACUUGUCUGAUGACCAUUUCAAACGAAAUAGAUACGACCCACGUGUUGACCUUGACGACAUAAAUGGAUACAACCCACAUCUUCAACUUCUCUAUGACCUGGUUCCUAUGUUUGUUAAGUUGAGUCCUCUGGCAGACUUAGUUCUGUAUAUGUUGAUGAGGAAAGGGACCAUACGCCAGCUUUCAGCCUGUUUGUGUCGCUGCAGAACAGACAGCAAUGAAAUCAGCUCUGUAACUGUGAAUGAUGUCAACAUGUCUACAGUCACUUCAAGUCAGCAGAGAAAUAUGGAGAGAGAAGGGGAGAGAACAGAAGGAGAACUAUAG